Messenger RNA from Aspergillus alliaceus, 1824 nucleotides. Its product is annotated as Tti2 family protein. The record is from RefSeq and is a predicted model, not a curated record. Gene Ontology annotation, cellular component: nucleoplasm; centrosome; cytosol. Bases 1 to 1824 code for a protein of 607 amino acids. Lineage: Eukaryota; Fungi; Ascomycota; Eurotiomycetes; Eurotiales; Aspergillaceae. The transcript has 3 exons.
AUGGAAGAGCUUCGCCUCGCAUGCCGUGAGGCCAUAUCACAACGGCAUCCAACUUCAACCACUUUUCCAGAAGUUCAGGUAGAGAAUAUCGCCCUUCCUGAGGGACUAGAUCAAUUAUGGGAAAAUGUAUCGUCGCAAAAGGAUGCCAGUAAUUUAGAUACAUGCGAAAGCCUACUUGUUGCAUACCAAUUUUUAAAAGUCCGGGGUGCGAAAGACCUGUCUAGUACUGAUAAAGAUGCAGCGAAUGGAAUCUACUCCUGGGCAAGUAGCGCUGCUCUUCCGUCUCCGGUGUAUGCCCAGGUGGGGGAAUUGUCCGAUGCAGAGAAGAAUGUUAUCUUGGAAGAGCAACUGAGGUCUAGAAUUGCUUUGGCUGUUCUCACCAAAAUAGCUGGAAAUUUACCAAUACAUGAAGCUGAGAAUGUGGCAGACGUUGUCAUUGUACUAGCCAGCUUCACUUCCAAAGGAGAUCCGUGGACCACAGAAGAAGCAUUUGCAAGUGCCACUACAUUACUAGAUACCUUUAUCUCAGCAACUGUUACCGACGCAGAAAAUAAUGCCCCCUUUUGGUCUGUCAUCGAAAGGAUACUCAAGGAGAGAAUCAGACCUCUAUUUGCCAAAACCAGGAAUCCAGCCAUCACAUCUUCUGGACGGAAGAACUUCCACCCUAUUCCUUUGCCCCGAUUCGACGCCAGCGUCUUGGAUCCGGAAACCAAGCCCUGGAAGAACCAAGGCGUCUACGCCACCACCGUACUCUCCUGGAUCAUCCAGGAAUACAAGGCACGUUCCCUUCUCCCCCACCAUAAACACACCGCUAACCAACAACAACUCCAGCCCACGGAUUCCACCCACCUAGAAACCCAUUUCUCCCUCUUAGUCCCACCCAUCCUAGCCCUAAUAGACGACGACACUACCACCUUCAAAACAAAAGGCUGCAACCUUCUCUCCUACCUCCUAACCCCCAUCACCACCAGCAAAUCCCCCAUCCUCCACCGCACAAACCUCUCCUCCGUCUUUGAAGACGCCAUAAAACAAUGCCUCCUCUCCCUCCCAACCAUCACCCCAGAAGACGACGCCAUAUCCCUCCUAGGAGAAGCCUACCCCGCCCUCUUCACCCUCCAAACAACCUCCUACCAUAACGCCCCCUCCCCCCAAGCAUCAAAACAACUCUACAUCUCCCGUCUCACCAAUACCCUCCGGGAAAACCUCAUCCCAUCAUUCCACCACAUCAGCUCAACGAACACCACAUCAUCAUCUAGCUUCGCUUCGUUCCCUUACCCGCGGCUUUCCUCGCUACUUCUUGACAACAUGAUCCCUAUCAUCCAGGGCCUGGGUAUCCAUUCCACGAAGUAUUUACAGGACCUUGUUCCUCUGCUUCAUGAUACUUUGUCCAAUCCGUUUGGACCUGCGCAUCCCCCGCUUCUUUUUUCUGCUGUUGCGGUUUUGAGGGUGGUGAUUUUAAACGCGCACCCGCGUGUGUGGCGGUGGCGUGGUGAGGUACUGGGUGCGGUAUGCUUGUGCUGGCUUCAUGCUGUUCAAGAGGAGAAGGAGAUUGCAGAUCGGGAGAAGAAGGCUGGGUCAUCUGCUGGGGCUGAGACAGGGGGUGCAGUUAUGGCGAAGCUCAAGAAGGAGCUGAGAGGCACUGUGUACCUGCUUAAAUUCGCUUUGGAGAAUUCUGUCCAAGCGGACGGUGGCGAGGGUCAAGUAGAGGCGAAGGAGAAUCUAGCGAAGGAAUUGCAAGAGUUAGUCAAUGCGGAUGAAAGCUUAGGCGGUCUUCUGUUGGAGGAUAUUGAUGUCGAUGAUGGAAGCUUUAUUGGUGAUGUAUGA